AUGGGCGAGUUAUUUGGAAGAGCCUAUACAAAAAUCCAGACUGCGGAGAGGUCAAUAAAGGGAUUCAGUACAACUGGCAUUUACCUCUUUCGACGAGAUGUUUUCUCCGAUGAAGACUUCUUAGCCGAACAGCAAAGACAUCAUGUGCCCCAUCCUGUCACAGCAGAUUUUCCAGAAAAUAAUGAACCAGCGCUAUGUCAUUCACCAAACAUUCUCCCCAAGGAUAUCGCACCAAUACCACAACUGAAAAAAAUAGGCUCGAGAGGAAGAAAACCUGGUCGUGCAAGGGUAGUAACCUCAACUCCGAAUACAGAGGAGUUAGAGGAAUCUAUUAAUCGUUCACGUGAGAAAGUUACUAAGAGACUAGUCAAUGAAGCAGGACCAAGUUCUCUUAAACAAUAUGCGAAGAAAAAGCGAAAAGCACGUUCACCAUCAACAUCAUCUUCAUCAUUAACAUCUUCUUCAGAACCCGUUCUCGCAAACUCCUCUGAUGAACAUGAUCUCCACCUGUCAUCUUAUAUUAGUCCCAAGCAAUGUGCUGAUGACACGACGGAAUGUAUUUUUUGUCAAGAGAUGUUCACGAUGUGUCAUUUGUAA
This is a messenger RNA of Acanthoscelides obtectus, 597 nucleotides long. The record is from the annotation of a GenBank genome assembly. NCBI's taxonomy places the organism in Eukaryota, Metazoa, Arthropoda, Insecta, Coleoptera, Chrysomelidae.